Messenger RNA from Lathyrus sativus (Indian pea), 2277 nucleotides. Lineage: Eukaryota; Viridiplantae; Streptophyta; Magnoliopsida; Fabales; Fabaceae. The record is from the annotation of a GenBank genome assembly.
AUGACGACAGGUAGACAUGGAGGUUAUCACGAUCACAAAUUCAGGUAUAGUGAGUCUGAUUUUGGUAUUUCAAGGAGUGGUUUUACUACUAAUAAUUUUAAUGAAGAGUAUGAUGCGGUUAGAAAUGGUAAGGGUCGGAGGAGGAAUUUGAGAGAUAGAAUUAUUACAAGGGAGAGAGAAAUUUCAAAUGGUAGUUACAGGUCAUCUUCGAGUAGGAGUGACUCUAGCAGUGGUGGCGGCCUUAGUGGCAGGCUUGGUCCUAGAAGAUGUGAUUUUUCUGUCAAUACUAUGGAUAGAGAGCCAGGCGAACUUUCUAGUGAGAGUGGAUCUGAUGUUGAAGCAGAGCCACUGGUAAAACGCCAUAAGGUUGUGAUGGGUAAAGAGUUUGAUUAUGAUGUUGAAUCAGAAUCACUCUUAAAACACCAUGAGGUUGGAUUGGGGAAAGAAAAUGGGACUCAAUCUCCAUUACAAAGGAAAAGGAAAUUUUCACCAAUAGUAUGGGAUCAAGAUGACCACAAAGUGACUAAUUUAUCCAAGCUUAAGGUUGUUACGACAGUGACUGCUGUUUCUCCACCACCUCCAUUCCCAAGAGCAGUCAAUGAGUCGCCUCAUGUUCCUUACAAUGGAGUUGAAGUUCCUCCUCCUGAGAAUCCUGUGUUACCGACUGCAAUGGAUCCUUAUAUGGUGUCUGAGUCAGUUCAAAAUGCUGAAUCUGAGUCUCCUAUAGGUUUGAAUUCACUGUUGUCAGAGCAGAAGUUGGUUAACGGGAACAUUGAGCAACCAGAAGUUGAAGAUUACAUUUCAACUCGCAAUAUAUCAUCUUCAAGAUGGGCAUCUGGAGAUGGCUCUUCGGGUGAUGAAGGUGAAAUCAUUGAUGAGAAGGAAAUCCUUAAGAAGAGAAGGCUAUCUCUUGAGGUGGGUAUGAGAGUACGAAACAAGAUGUUGAGACCAGAGGAAUCUAAAAUUGAAGGUUUUGAAAGGUCUAGAGCCAAAUCAUCCGAAUCUGAAGAAAGAGGUAGCACUGGGAGAUAUUCCGGUGAAGAUGAUUAUCUUGGUAUUGAGGCAGGGAAGGACAGCUACAUGGAGAUUGAUGGCAGAGUUUGCAAAAGUAACGCAAGUGGUAGUCACAAAAAUACUGAUUCUGAACGUGAAGACGAUUGCAGGGAAAGUAUGGAACCUCCGUCUCCACCCCAGAGAGUUGUCAACAUGCUUCAGGGGUGUAGAAGUGUUGAUGAGUUUGAGAGACUGAACAAGAUUGAUGAAGGGACAUAUGGUGUUGUAUAUAGGGCCAAAGACAAGAAGACCGGUGAAAUAGUGGCACUGAAAAAGGUUAAGAUGGAGAAGGAAAAAGAAGGCUUUCCACUGACUUCUCUGAGGGAAAUCAACAUACUUCUUUCCUUUCACCAUCCAUUCAUAGUUGACGUUAAGGAAGUAGUGGUAGGUAGCAGCCUUGAUAGUAUUUUUAUGGUUAUGGAAUACAUGGAACAUGAUCUUAAAGGACUAAUGGAGGCAAUGAAGCAGCCAUUUAGCCAGAGUGAAGUAAAAUGCUUAAUGCUCCAGCUGUUAGAAGGUGUGAAGUAUCUUCAUGACAACUGGGUGCUUCACAGGGAUUUGAAGACCUCAAACCUGCUUUUGAAUAAUAGGGGCGAGUUAAAAAUUUGUGAUUUUGGAUUAGCUCGUCAGUAUGGGAGUCCAUUGAAACCUUAUACAUCAUUGGUGGUUACUCUUUGGUACAGGGCUCCUGAACUUCUUUUGGGGACAAAGCAGUAUUCAACAGCCAUUGACAUGUGGUCCCUGGGUUGUAUAAUGGCUGAGCUUUUGUCCAAGGAACCAUUGUUUAAUGGGAGAACCGAAUUUGAUCAACUUAACAAGAUUUUCAGAAUUCUUGGCACCCCAAAUGAAACAAUUUGGCCCGGGUUCUCAAAAUUACCUCUAGUCAAGGCCAAUUAUGUCAAGCAUCAGUAUAAUCUCCUGCGCAAAAAGUUUCCCGCAACAUCAUUCACUGGAUCCCCAGUUCUUUCUGAUUCUGGAUUUGAUUUGUUGAACAAGCUUCUCACUUAUGACCCUGAAAAGAGGAUCACUGCUGAAGAUGCUCUCAACCAUGAAUGGUUUCAUGAAGUUCCCCUUCCCAAGUCUAAAGAAUUCAUGCCUACAUUUCCUGCUCGACAUGAUAAAGAAAGGAAAAUGCGAAGAAUAAUGAAGAGUCCACAUCCGUUAGAGAAGCACCAGAAGGAUUUGCAGCUGGGCGAAUCAGGAACUGGUAGUAUUUUUGGUUAA